This is a messenger RNA of Sphaeroforma arctica JP610, 1034 nucleotides long. RefSeq lists its product as hypothetical. NCBI's taxonomy places the organism in Eukaryota, Ichthyosporea, Ichthyophonida. The record is from RefSeq and is a predicted model, not a curated record. The transcript is spliced from 4 exons. The coding region runs from base 41 to 502 and encodes 153 amino acids.
CUAGUCUUCAUAUCCGGACCAUCAUACUUCUAUCAACAAUAUGGCUAUAUCUUUCAGCGACAUUAUCGGCGCUGGCCUUGCGUCGAAUGUUAUCGGUGCCAUAUGGUACGGUCCUCUGUUCGGUGAAAUAUUUAUCGGUGCUAUGAACAAAGAGAAGAAGUCGACCACGUGGGCAGAAGAAAGCAUGGAACGAAAGGGCUUCGUGAAAUUGCUACUUAUGGAGUUGUUCCUCGGUACACUGCAGGCUUGGGCGCUAUCUCACGGUGACAUGUCUAACUACUCGUCCGCCAUCUCCACGGGGCUCUGGAUGACUAUCUGCUUCCAGAUCCCAGCCACCAUCAGCUCCUCCACAUGGGAAGACAGGCCAGUCAUUGUGACAGUGAUGAAUGUAGCAAAGAACGCCCUUGUUCUUGUAUUGCAAGCAGCGUUGCUAUGCUAUCUAUCCAGCAUGGACAAGGCCCCGUGCUGUGCCGGUACCGAUACAGAAGUGCUCGAGGGUUGAGGGAUUUGUUGUACUCUGCCGAUGGCUGUGGUCUGCCUGUGGGCGUUGUAUACUUGGCAGUUUCAUGUGUACUGUACACCUCAUGCAGCCGACUGAUUUGAACUCAACAAGUAGCUCUAUGGAGCGGCUUGAGGUAGUCGUAUGAAGACACAUAUCGUCAUCUCGUUGCCUAAAUGCUCAAUCGUUUGGCUGAUUCUGCCCGGCUUUUUACCAAAUGACGUUUUACAAAUAUUAUAUUGCCUUUCAUCCUUGGUAUACCGGUCUAUGAACUAAAAUAACUGCACUGAACGUAACUGCACCUUAAUUGGACUUGCAAGAUUCUUUCCAGCGGUACGGUUGUAUGUGCCGUUUCAGCUAAAUAUGAUGGAAUCGUAAAAUCAUGGGCGACUUUAUACUCGGUUUGUAAGAUUCUACGCGGACGGCUCUGGAGACAAGGAAGGCUAUAUGUCACUUAAAGUUGAGUCUCAUUUUACAAAAGAGAAUAAAUCUAUCCGUCAUGUACCUCCUGUAAACAUUUAGCUUGGCGAUGAGA